This is a messenger RNA of Opisthocomus hoazin, 279 nucleotides long. The record is from RefSeq and is a predicted model, not a curated record. NCBI's taxonomy places the organism in Eukaryota, Metazoa, Chordata, Aves, Opisthocomiformes, Opisthocomidae.
AUGUCCGAGCUGGAGAAGGCCAUGAUCGCCAUCAUUGAUGCCUUCCACCAGUACUCAGGGAAGGAGGGAGACAAGCACAAGCUGAAGAAAUCGGAACUGAAGGAGCUCAUUAACAACGAGCUGACCCAUUUCCUUGGCGAGAUCAAAGACCAGGAGACCGUGGACAAAGUCAUGGAGGCACUGGACAGCGAUGGGGAUGCAGAGUGCGACUUCCAGGAGUUUGUAGCCUUCAUCGCCAUGGUCACCGCUGCUUGCCAUGAGUUCUUUGAGCAUGAGUGA